Molecule: messenger RNA, 1739 nt
Organism: Phacochoerus africanus (Common warthog)
Lineage: Eukaryota; Metazoa; Chordata; Mammalia; Artiodactyla; Suidae
Gene: HSF2BP
Product: heat shock transcription factor 2 binding protein
Exons: 8
Coding region: 359-1351 (330 amino acids)
Cellular component (GO): cytosol
Source: RefSeq, a predicted model, not a curated record
GGGCGCCGCUCGCCGCUCGCAGAGCGUUCCGCGAGCUGCGGGCCGGGCCCCGGCGGAGCGACGCUCCUCUGGUGCGCGUCGCGCCUCUCCGCCGCUGCCGCCUCUCGGUCGCCAAGGCUCGGGCCGUUGAGGGCGAGUUAACAAGUUACGACUCCGGCCAAAGCCCGACGAGCCCACGCGGGAUCUCGCCUCCACACCCCCGGCGCGUGGGGACCGCGAUGCAGCGAGAGCUCUACGAGGUCUGAGCCUCGCGGCUCCCUGUACCUGACCCCGGCGUGGACGCGUUCCCGCGCCUGCCGGCGUGAGGGGUCUGCGCGCGCGCCCCCGCGCAGGCGCACGGAGCCGAGGCCGCGCCGCCAUGGGCGAGGCUGGCGGCGCUGAGGAGCCGCGCCGGCACGUGGGGACGAAAGAAGAGUUUGUCAGGGUGAGAAAGAAGGACCUGGAGCGCCUGACCACCGAGGUGAUGCAGAUACGGGACUUCCUGCCCAGGAUACUCAACGGGGACGUGCUGGAGAGCUUCCAGAAGCUGAAGAUGCUGGAAAAAAACCUGGAAAGGAAAGAGCAAGAAUUGGAGCAACUGCGAAUGGAUUGUGAGCACUUCAAAGCCCGCCUGGAGUCUGUGCAAGCGGACAGCGUGCGAGAGAAGAAGGAGAAGCUGGCUCUUCGACAGCAGUUGAAUGAAGCAAAGCAGCAGCUCCUGCAGCAGGCAGAGUAUUGCACAGAAAUGGGGGCAGCAGCCUGUACCAUUUUGUGGGGCGUCUCCAGCAGCGAGGAAGUGGUCAAAGCCAUCCUGGGAGGCGGUAAAGCUGUGAAGUUUUUCAGCAUCACUGGCCAGACAAUGGAGAGUUUUGUGAAGUCGCUGGACGGGGAUGCCAAGGAGCUGGACUCGGAUGAAAAUCAGUUUGUCUUCGCCUUGGCCGGGAUCGUCACGAAUGUUGCUGCCAUAGCUUGUGGCCGUGAGUUCCUGGUCACCUCCAGUCGGGUGCUCCUGGACACCAUACUGCAGCUUCUGGGGGACCUGAAGCCAGGACAGUGUACCCGCCUCAAAGUAUCCGGAUGCGGAGGUGUGUCUUCAUGUUCUGAGACUUGUCCAGUCUGUGGUUCUGGAGCCAGAAGUCUUCUCCAAGUCGGCCUCGGAGCUCCGCAGCUCCCUGCCCCUGCAGCGCAUCCUGGCCAUGUCCAAGAGCCGCAACCCCCGCCUGCAGAGCGUGGCCCACGAGCUCCUGGAGGACCUCCGUGCUCUGGAGCGCGACGCCUAGGCCGCUCGGGGGCCCGUCUUCUCCCAGGCCCCCGCUCUGUGUCCGGAACCACCAGCCAGUGCCGUGUGUCCCAAAUGGCACGGUGGGGGUGACUAGAGGUGGGUGCGGAUGGAUACGUGUCUGUGCAGCUUCCUGCUGGAGGGGGCUUGGUCACUUUUCCCCAGGGGAGCCUGAGAAGGGGUCCCCUCUGCGAAGGCCCAGGUCAGCCUCCCCCAGAAGGAGGCCUGCCUAGCUCGGCUUCUGCUGCUCGGGGACCUCAGACGGCCGCUCCCCCUUCAACGCCACCCACCCUCCUGGUCAGCAGGUUCCUGAGAUACGUUUUCUUGGAAAGCAAUUCAUUCUUUCUCUAAUGACCAUAAUUAAUCUCCCCCAAUCCAAGUUGACUUUUAAACCUUUGGCGAACCUGCUAUUUCAAUGACUGGACGUUUGAAUUCUAUGUUUUGGUGCCUCUUUUUUGAAUAAAGAAUGUCAGAAGGGUCA